Messenger RNA from Chondrus crispus (carragheen), 2785 nucleotides. RefSeq lists its product as hypothetical. Gene Ontology annotation, molecular function: chromatin binding. Gene Ontology annotation, biological process: establishment of protein localization to chromatin; replication-born double-strand break repair via sister chromatid exchange; regulation of gene expression. The coding region runs from base 1 to 2583 and encodes 860 amino acids. The record is from RefSeq and is a predicted model, not a curated record. Gene Ontology annotation, cellular component: Scc2-Scc4 cohesin loading complex. Lineage: Eukaryota; Rhodophyta; Florideophyceae; Gigartinales; Gigartinaceae. The transcript is spliced from 2 exons.
AUGGCCCGAGCUUUUCAAGGUAGCAUUCUUGCCGACCACAAGCAGUUUGUAGUUGGCAUCGUUAAUGCAUCCGUACAUCGUCUUCGGGAUUACGAAGACAUACUGGCCGAUUUGCCACAAGGACGAAGGCCUACAGAACUGUCAGAAUCGGACCGGAAACAGGUCAGAAUUGUGUCAGCCAAAAAGCAAGCAUGUUGCUCAGUCUUGCGAGCUUUCUCUGAACUGGAUUCUAGCCUCCUCCGCUCGCACUGUCAGUCAUUGGCCCCAAUCAUCAAGGGGAUGCUAGACGGGGUGAUAUCACAUUCAGACCUAGGAUGCGUCGACUGUGUGUUGCAUAUUCUUGAGCUAGCGGUUGGUGCACAUGGGGAUUGGGAUGUUGAAUUUUUGGAAGAGCUUAUGCGUGAUGUGGAGCAUAUCGUUUGUACGUCCCCAGUACAGAUUGUAGAAGAGGCUGCAGUGCGCUGCUUGUGUGUCGUGACGCACAAGUCUGCUUCGGCCGAAGCAUCAGAAUCUCUGGAGCGCACCACAAGGAAUUUCAUGAGCUUCUUGAAUUCUGAGAAGGACGCUAUUGAAGAAUCUGCAAGAGUGGCCAUCACGGCCACCCAAAGUACUAACCUUCAGGAGUACGUUCAGCUCGCGGAUAUACCCCGCUUGUCGCCACUGGAAAAGAAUUCGCGAUGUGCCCUAGUCAGACUUGGGCUGUUGAUUCGAUUUGGAGACUUCGCUGAAGAGCUCGUCUCAGAAGCGUACGACACGAUAGAGUCGAUUUGUGAUAUGCUUUGCACAUCAUUCCCUAGUCAUACGCUCGCGCGGUCAUCCGUCAGGGCGCUCACUCAUGUGCUAAUUCGGCAUCGAAGUCUCCUCGCGAAGGGGACGCGAGUUCUGGUAUCGGCAUUGGAAAAUUCGAACCUCUCUGCUCCAGCCAAUGGAAACUUUUCGAGUUCUGGAGAUGGAUUGGCGCUCUGUGUUCUGGAAGGCUUCCGUGAGCUGCUGCGAGAUGAAGAAGAGCGCAAUUCCAGAAGCAAGAUUAUUAAAGAGGAACAAAAGAAGACCAGCACAAAGGCAGCGAAUCGAAAAGGGGAGAAGCCGAAAUGCGCUGUUUCUGCAGAGCAAGAGUCCACGGCAAUACGCGAAGACGUCCAGCAGCCUCAGCUGGGUGCCGAAGAAGACGCGGAGGCUGGGUAUCUCGCGCUAAGCGCCCAGACUAUGAUUGCGCGGUUAGAGACAGCUGUGCACAGCGCGGCCCGCCCAGUCCGGCAGGUUGUUGCGCACAUUCUUGGACUCCUGGUUCGACAGGGCCUUGUUCUUCCGGCCACAGUGAUACCCAGCCUGUUUUGCUUACUCUUAGACGGAGACCCAUCUUGCCGCGAGUUUUCUUAUCGUGUGAUUUCAUUCUUGGCUGACCGUCAUUCUGACAUGCUCGCAUCAGCUGCUCUACCCGGGCUUCGCCGCUGUUUCGAGUCAUCCUUCGCUGUGCGAUAUGGUCGCCCACCCCUGGUAAAGGAGAGUGAGGUUCCAGGUGAGUCUCUUUACACAGUGGAGAGAAUACUAAAAAUGGCUGCGGAUGAAAAGAGUGGACAAUCGUUAUUGUCUCAGGCGAUCAUGUCCAUGCGAAAAGAUAAACGCCGUGGUGUGUUGGAGAGUCUCAUUCGCGAGUUCGAUCCACGCAUAUCUGUACGCAAGAAAUCAUCGAAACGGACGAAAAACGAGGUUUUCGCGGUACACCGGGAAAACGGACUGUUUGAAGCAUCAACGCUUGACACAGAGGUGGCUCCUCAUGCAAUAUCUGAGGUGGAUGAUAAGGAUGAUGACGUCAUUCCAGCUGAAACCGGUGAAAUAGACAUCACGAUAUCAGGAAGGCUUUGCUCGAUACCGACUCUAUACUUUUUUGCCGCAACUAUGGCAUCCAUCGAUUACACAGAUGGAGCUGGAGUCGGGGGUUCACUUACGCAAGGAGGAGGAACGGCGGCAGCGGAUUCGAAACUGAAGUAUGCGAAAGAGGAAGUCAGUCACCUCGUAGGAGUUGCAACGAGAAUUAUCUCGAACAGCGGGCAAGCUACACUUCAUGCGGCGGGCUAUGUGAGACGACGUGAGUAUCAGAAUGGGCAUGCUGCCUCUCUAGAAAAGAGAGACCUUGUUUUGCAAAGCGCUGCCCGGAUCUCGUUGUUGUUGCUUUUGAAGAAGCAUCUGAAGGUCACUCGGUUUAUGCCAGUUGUAGACACAGUGGAAACGGAUAGCAUCGCUCAAGGGCCAUAUGGAAUGCCACCUUUCCAUCCAGUCGGUGCAAUGCACCAAGCUUUUGUGGAUGCCAAUCGUGCUGGGUAUGACAGUGCACAGGCAGAUGCCCUUUUCAAUUUAUUCAGUACCUUAAUGCGAGAAGACGCGAUCGACGAAGCCGAUGUCACCUUGGCUUCUCGAGUUGGAAGAGGUGCGCGCGGAAGUGCGAAAAGGGCAGUUACGAAACGCGUUCGCUCCAAACAUGGAGAACGAGGAAAUAGUGAACCGCGAAGGAAGAGACCUGGUCGCCAAGCCGCGCAAGAUGCAUCAAGGAAAUUUCGCGUCGACUUAGACGAGUCUGAAUGAACCCAGCAUAUGCCUUGUUGCAUCAAAAUCGAAGAGGAUUAUCUAUGUCGCCGUUUUCAGACCUCACUGAAGUGUUUGUCCAGCUCCGUUUGGGAUAGCAUAACGCUUAAGGAAUAUGCCUCACUGCGGACACGUUAAGCAACAACAUCCAAAGUGCUCCAUGUGAAUAUAUAAAAAUAGGGCACGCCUUGGCCAUUAUUCA